Messenger RNA from Triticum aestivum (bread wheat), 948 nucleotides. RefSeq names its product probable pathogenesis-related protein ARB_02861. The transcript is spliced from 2 exons. The record is from RefSeq and is a predicted model, not a curated record. The coding region runs from base 78 to 791 and encodes 237 amino acids. Lineage: Eukaryota; Viridiplantae; Streptophyta; Magnoliopsida; Poales; Poaceae. Gene Ontology annotation, molecular function: metal ion binding.
CUUCUUGUCUUGUCAUAAUGUCUUGAGAGCUCUCCACAAGAACUUCCAGCUCCAAGCUCCAACCGGAGGCUUCAAGAAUGGCUUCAGAACCAGAGACACCACGAAUAACCGAGCUCCAUGUAAGGAUGGACUGCAACGGGUGCGUGCACAAGAUCAGGAAGACCCUGAGCGGCAUUGACGGCGUAGGCGAGGUACAUGUUGAUCAAGCUAACCACAAGAUCACGGUGGUGGGGAUCGCUGAUCCUGCGAGGAUCGUCAAGGCCAUCAGGAAGGCCAACAGGGUUCCAACCAUCUGCUCACACACCGACCCUGCAGCAGCUCCGGCGCCACCCGCGGAAGGGGGAGAAGCCCCGCCUGCUGAUCCGCCUCCGCCUCCACCCGCGGAAGGGGAAGCACCGCCGCCAGCACCUGCCGACCCACCGCCUGCGGAAGAGGCCCCAGCAGAACCCCCGGCAGCAGAGAACAAAGAGGCGCCGCCGGCUGAAACGCCAGCCACCACCAUGAUAUACGUGGUGCGUGAUUACCCAUACAGCUACCAUGCGUACAGAGGUCACUGGGCAAACCAUCCGAGCAACAUUCAUGGCGUCCGAUACGAUGCUGCUGCACCAUAUUACGCAGCACAUAGUCGUAGGCUCGUAGCUACAGUCCUUACAUAUCAGAGUACGGACAUGCGGGCUCUUCAGCCCAAGAAGGAAGAUGCCACUACCAUCCAGCGGCUGCUACGGGAAGAGGAGAUGGAAGCCAGAUCACUUCGAUGUUCAGCGAGGAGAAUCCCAACGCAUGCAGCAUAGCAUAAUUGAAAAAAGAGGCCGUUUGCGUAAGGAAUCUGUUUCUGUAAACCCUUUCGGCCAGAAAGGGCAAGUGAGACAGAAUUUUGCUUUUUGCCUACAGUUUGUCUAAUUCACAUCUAAAUGUUUUCUAAGGAUGUCACAUCUAAACUUUCACAAA